AAGGUCAUGGUUAGAUACCGGCCGAUCUCGGCAAACAGUUUUCUUAAAGUUGCGGCAAGGUGUGGGUCAUCUUUCAAUUGAUUACGGGAUCAUUUCGGAGUGAAAUAUACGCUCACUUGGAGAACUCUUGAUUGCUUGGAAUGCAGACUCCAAAAGCAAUGUGUGGUGCUUAAGUGAUUUUGUUUUGCUAAUUUUUUAGGAGCAAUUAUUUUAUUCAAAAAUUGUUUUUUUUUUAAUCCCAGUGUUUUGUGAAAAAAACUUUGAUUUUUUUCUUAAAUCAAUAAAAUACUUUAAAGUGGAACCUAUCAAGAGAUAUUUUGUGUGAAAAACAUGCCCGAAAGGAAGAAUAUUUUGAGUGAAUAUGAGGGGUGACUGUUUUGUGCUAAGAGGUCCCUAAUAUACUGACUUUCAAGUGCGAAAAAAUCCUUCCCCUUUGAUACGAGAAAAAAUCAUGGAGACUUGUGUUUUGAUACCUCAGGAGCUAGCUUUGGCCGUUACAACGGCAGGAGCAAGGCACUCAAGUGAACCAAUUGUGUCCGUUUGGAGCAUUACAAGGAUCCCCCAGGGAUCACUCUGCUACCCCUUUCAAGGAACCAUAAGGACCGAUAAGUUGGAAGUCUAUUCGUACGUUUCAGAUGACGAUAUACGGCAUCGAUUUGGUCUGUACGAUGAGAUUUCCUCGACAAAUGGCAAGAGAGUGCGGCACUGCAAUUGGAUAAGAUUUCUCAGGGUUUCGGACACCUAUGGACCAAUGGUAAAUAUAGUGUGUACAAAGGUUAAGGGGGAACCAAUUUAUGAAAUUGUGAAGCCAAUACCUGCUCACCAAGAGCUAGUCGUGUAUUACUUGCCCGAGCGGCCGGAGGAGCUCUUUUUUGUCCGGAUGCGAAAUACGCUGUAUCGGCAAACGAUGGACUCGAUAAUUGAAGACUCCCCGCUGGAUCUUUCCAUGUCCCUCAUGUCCCGCGUCUUGCUACCCAUUUCACCGAUCUCGGGCGGGGAGGAUGAACACAAAUCCGUAUCCGGGGAGUCCUCGACGUCUUCAUCGGCGGCCAGCUGUACGGGGGAGGAGGCCGGGAUGCUGCCCAGAUGCUCCCCAAAGUCACGCACAACGCGUGGUGAACGGGCCCUACUUCCCUGCGAGGUAUGCGGAAAGACCUUCGAUCGACCUAGUCUGCUGAAGCGACACAUGAGAACACAUACAGGUGAAAAGCCCCAUGUAUGCAUGGUAUGCAAUAAAGGCUUCAGUACAUCAAGUUCAUUGAACACACACCGUCGAAUACACUCAGGCGAGAAGCCGCAUCAGUGUCAGGUGUGUGGGAAACGCUUUACAGCCAGCUCCAAUUUAUAUUACCACCGAAUGACUCACAUUAAGGAGAAACCUCAUAAAUGCGGACUGUGUUCCAAGUCAUUCCCAACUCCGGGUGAUUUAAAGUCCCACAUGUACGUCCACAGUGGCUCUUGGCCGUUCAAGUGUCAUAUUUGCUCGAGAGGAUUUUCGAAGCACACCAAUCUCAAGAACCACCUCUUUCUCCAUACAGGUGACAAACCCCAUGCGUGCGAGCUGUGCAACAAGAAAUUCGCCCUGGCCUGCAAUUUGAGGGCUCACAUGAAGACGCACGAAGGUGAUCCCCAAGAGGAAUGCAUAAACUGUGGCAAAAUGUACUUGCUGUCAUCGAAUAUCAUACAUCAGGGAAUGUGCUCCAAAUGCAUCUCUAAUUCAUCUGAGGAAUCUGGGGAGCGACACAGGGAGUCCAGAACGAGUAUUUUUCGCUCAUCAGGUGAAUCUGGGACUGAGGAUGAAUCCAUAAACGAAGACACUGAAUGAGUAUAAAUAAUGUUGGGUGUAAAUUCUUAAAGUAUUACCAUGUUUCUUACGUUGAAUACAAAUGUUAAUUUAUUAAGUUAAUUCGGUUUGUAAUUUAAAAUGUCAAUUUAUGGAAUUCCCAGCGAGAAAUUUUUUCAAUUUCGUGUUUUUUUUUUUUUUCAAGUUCAAAAAUGUGGAAAUUUUUGCACGAAGAAAAAUUCAGAAAGGGUUUAUUUUCUCAAAUUGGUUUUCUUUUGAUUUUGUAUAUAGGAUUUGAUGAAGAUGUUUUUUUUUAAAUCUAUUUUGGUGUAUAUAAGCUGUCGGAUAUCGAAAAGUAAAAUGCUGUGUGAAUAAAUUGAUCGUAUGGAGUUCAUGUUUAUGUUGAACUCUCAGAGUGAGAACUUGACAAUCAUGUUGUGGUGUCUUAAGCUAUAUUAUGUGCACGUUAUUAUUCGAAUUUUAAUUGAUUCAGAAAAUAUAAGUUCUAGCUCGCUAUGUAUCACAUCUGCCAGUCUCAUUUUUCAUUUUACGCUUCAAAACAUAUAGAUACACUUUUCAAUCACUUUUUAUGCUCCUUCUCGUAUGGAUUCUGGACCUUUUUUUUGUUCCACCUCAUACCUACAUACAUAUAUGCUUUUUCCUCCGGUGCUGCCCCUUCGGAACCAUACUUUUUUAUGACAUUUUUUAACUGUACAUUAAUACAAUCGUGUGACAGAAGAUUAAAUUCGUGGAAUGUCUUUUUUUCACGUAAUUUACUAAUUUCAACCGACCCCAGAUCGGGCCAGUUGAUUGUGUCAAUGAAAUCCAUCUUACACAGCAUCAAUGAGACAAAAUAUUUGAGCAGUUCCCAAAUGGUACACCGGGAAUAUAAUGAGAUAGAUUGUGACGAGAUCCCCUCACAUAGAAUCAUGUAUAUUUGAUCUCUGCUGAAAUGAGACCAAGAUCUAUGUCUCCCCCAAAAUCCCGGACGGCUUUAGAGACUCCCAAAACUCUUUGACAAAGCUAAAGCCACAACAAGUACAAAAAAAAUUUCAACCUGCUAUACGCCGUAUAAUUGAACAUCUAAUUCGACAGCUAUCAGAUUUCACGAUUCUUAGGCUAAUUUCUCGAUAUACCUACAUAUUGCAUCAUUUAUGAUUUAUGGGAUCGAAUACUAAAUCAAUUUCUCAUGUGUUCCGUUGCAAUCCCUUCACACUUUAAUCAUGCUCAACUUCUUCAGAAUCCCUCGUGUGGCUUCUCAAUAUUACAUGCAAAAUAUUGUUUUCUAUUAAUUAGAAUCAAGCAGUGAACCAGAAAAUGAUUACUUAAAAAUCGAAUAAGCAUUAUGAGAGAAUAAAUAUCUGUACAGAAUUAAGUGAUUUGUUUGCUAAAGACGUCAAGUAUUGCCUAAUAAAAAUUAUUUUAUUUCUUGGAAAAGAUUUUUUUAAAUAUUGAAAUAUAAAAAAAAAAGUUUUCAAAGACUAGUUUGCUGCAAAAUGCAAUUUUCUUUUCAAUUACAAAAAAUUACUUUUGAAAAUUCUAGCAGUUUUUACAUGUUUUUUUUUCAAAGCUUAUUAACGCAUUCCCGAUUGGUAAAUUAUAGCAUAUUUUCUUGUAGUAUCUUUUAGAAAGCUUACAUUAAAAAUUUUCAGUAGGGUACCUCAACUCGUUGAUAAACAUAAAAUUCUAGCAGUUUUUCUUUAAAUAUUGUAAUAUUAAGGCGUCCAGUGGUACUCAAGGUGUCUUUCAGAAAUACAUUUUCUAGCAGUUUUUUUGAAGUUGCAAUCACAUUAUUUAUAAACAAGUUAUAAAAAAAAAUUACAUAAAAUCCAACAAAAAACUGCUAGAAUUUGCCAGUUUUUACGUAUUAAACUAAUAAUUAUUUGAGAAAAAUCCUUGAAUAAAACUAUACUAUAAUGUUUUUGCAAUAAAAUGUUUCCCGGGAAAUCAUCUAAAUGCAUGGAACCCGUAAUAAAAAAAUGUUUCAAGAACAAAUAAAAAAAAACAGAAAACUUUUAAAAAAACUGCUAUAAUUUUUUUAAAUUAAUCAUAUAAAAAUUCAAAAUAUUAAUUUUAAUUUAUUGAAUAAUCUCUUUUUGUCAAUAAAAUAAAAUGCUUGACGUCUUUGUAUGCUAAAAGCGCUAAGAUAUUAAUUUUAAGAUUUUUUUUUAUAUACCUACCGCUCUCUACAAUUUUCCCACUGUUAGUUUUAAGUUCAUUUUCAUGACAAUGUACUGUUGGUGUAAGUAAUAGGAUGUUUAUUAAAUAUUUAUGUUCCACCUUUCUAGUCAAGUAUAUGUAUUAAACAAAAAUGCAAGCACAAAAAUGGGUUGGCAAGAAUUUAUUAUAUCGAACAUAAUCUCAAAAUAUUGCUAGAAAUUUAAUUUUAUCACUCACUGUUUGAGAUUUAUUAAUUGAGUUUCAAAAAUGAUUUAUUAAAAAAAAAUCAAGGAUUUGUCAGCAAAUGAAGUCAUUUUAGAAGACGAUCUUCUUCUUCAAACAAAUUUUUCGAUACUUUUGAAAAUAUUUAAAAUGAUCCCAAAAAUAGAUUUGCAGUUCCAAUAAAAGCCAGAAGAGAAAUAGUUCAUCUGAUGUGAUUUCUUUUGCUGAACAAGUUAAGAAAAAAAACUCCAAUAAACUACCACAAGCUUCUUUUUAAUAUUAUUUUUUUUAGGAAGCUCUACGAACAAAAAAAUUCAACAUACAAUGUCUUUGAUUUAUCAGACAAACUAAAGAGGUACAGAGCACCAAAUCGAUUUCAUAUUGUCUGCAUUUUAUUCUCCCGCUCGUAUCUCCAGCAGUUUGUGAGAUAGUAUCGUGCACUUGCCUUUGUCGGCCACCCAGUUAUAUAUAUAAAUAUAUAUACACAUAGGUAUCUGAUGAACAUUGUUAAAAUGACUUUAAAAAAUAUACAGCUUGAAUUUCACAUUCAAUUUACAAA
This is a messenger RNA of Lutzomyia longipalpis, 4724 nucleotides long. Its product is annotated as oocyte zinc finger protein XlCOF8.4-like. The transcript has 8 exons. The record is from RefSeq and is a predicted model, not a curated record. NCBI's taxonomy places the organism in Eukaryota, Metazoa, Arthropoda, Insecta, Diptera, Psychodidae. Bases 452 to 1825 code for a protein of 457 amino acids. Gene Ontology annotation, cellular component: nucleus.